AUGGCGAGCUCGAACAACAUCAAGGUCGUUUGUAGGUUUCGGCCUGUCAACAAGAUCGAGGAGCGUGAGGGAGGCGAAGUGGUCGUGUCCUUCAGUGACAACCUCCAGACCAUCUUUAUGAAAUCGGCCCAGUUGUCGACAGGUCCAGAGAAAGAUGGCUUCACAUUCGAUCGAGUCUUCCCUAUGGGCACGAAACAGAAUGAGAUCUUCGAGUACGGUGUAAAGGACAUCGUGAAAGACGUUCUGGAUGGAUACAACGGCACGGUCUUCGCCUAUGGUCAAACGGGUAGUGGAAAGACGUUCACCAUGAUGGGCUCUGACAUCGAUGAUCCCGAGCUGAAGGGUAUUAUCCCUCGUAUAACCGAACAGAUCUUCCAGUCUAUCGUCGAAAGUGACUCGCAUUUGGAAUACCUCGUCAAGGUCUCCUACAUGGAGAUCUACCUCGAGCGAAUCCGAGAUCUUCUCGCACCGCAAAACGACAAUCUUCAGGUUCACGAAGAGAAGUCGAAGGGUGUUUAUGUGAAGAACCUUUCCGAUUACUACGUGAGCAGUGCCCAAGAGGUCUACGAAAUCAUGAGAACUGGCGGCAAUGCUCGUGUGGUUACAGCGACAAACAUGAACGCGGAAUCUUCACGGUCCCAUUCCAUCUUCCUCAUUUCUAUACAGCAACGCAACACCGAGACUGGCGCGAUUAAGACCGGUAACCUUUACCUCGUAGAUUUGGCAGGUUCAGAGAAAGUCGGCAAGACAGGCGCUUCCGGCCAAACACUAGAAGAAGCGAAGAAGAUCAACAAGUCGCUUUCUGCGCUCGGUAUGGUUAUUAACGCCCUCACCGACGGAAAGGCCAAGCACAUCCCUUACCGUGACUCAAAGCUCACACGGAUCUUGCAAGAAUCACUUGGAGGAAACUCUCGCACAACCCUCAUCAUCAACUGCUCUCCUUCAUCCUACAACGAAGCGGAAACUUUAUCCACUCUGCGUUUCGGUAUCCGUGCCAAAUCUAUCAAGAACAGCGCUCGUGUCAAUGCCGAACUUUCACCUCUCGAACUCAAGGGCCUUCUCGCCAAAGCGCAGGUCGCCAACAAUUCAUUCAAGACUUACAUCGCAGCGCUCGAGGCAGAGCUCGCUAUCUGGAGAUCCGGCGGAAAGGUUGAGGAGAGCGAAUGGGCAAUGCCGGGCAAGGGCGCCGCUGCAGCUCCUGCUGCAACCACCAAGAAGCCCUCGGUAUCCCCUUCGCCUUCGGCUUCAUUGUCGACAUCUACGUCGCGCAGUAUGACACCUGUGAACCCAGCCGUCGAGUCCCUCAAAGACUUGGACAGCCGACCUCAAACACCAACAGUCAUCGGGCUUGACAAGGACGAACGGGAAGAGUUCCUCAGGCGCGAGAACGAACUAUCCGAUGCUUUGGCGGAGAAGGAGAGUGCCCUGGCCGCCGCCGAGAAGUUGGUCAAGGAACUCAAGGAGGAGCUCGCCUUCCUUAAGGAUCAAGAGGCAGCUGUGAACAAGGAGAACCAAGCAAUGUCCAGUCAACUCAACGAGUUGAGGCUCCAAGUCGAGCGACUCGGCUACGACAACAAGGAGGGUAUCAUUACAAUCGACAUCCUCAAGGAGCAGAACCAGGAUAUCAAGAAUGAGUUGGAGGAGGUUCGCAAGCAGUUGACCGACCUCAAAGCCAAUCAGAAGGAUUCCUCUGCUGAGGAUAAAGAGAAGCGCAAGCAAGAGAAGAUGGCUCUCAUGAUGGCCAAGUUCGAUUCUGGCGCCUUUUCCGACAAAGACGAUCAGUUACGACAAAUUCUCAUCAAGCUCGAUACCAUUGAUUCGGCGGAGCCCCUCACGUCAGAGGACCUCACUUCAAUUCGUCGACAGCUAUCUGAGGGUCAAGCGCUACUCAAGGAGACUGUCGAUAAGCUUAGACAAUCUCAGGAGGAGAACGAUUUGCUCGUGAGAAGGAAAGACGAAUUGGAGAACCGAAUUACCAGUCUGGAGGCGGAGUAUGAGGAGCUCUUGGAGAAAACCAUUCAAGAUGAGGAGACCAGUAAUGCGGACACCGCGGAGGCGGUGGCUGACCUUAAGGCCAAACUUGAGGCGCAAUACAACGCGAAGCGAGAAGCCCAACAGAAUGAAGUCAACGAUUUGAAACAGCAAUUGGAGCUUCGAAAUAACGAAAUCCGUAACCUUAACGCCUCCAUCGAUACACUAAAGAGCGUCAACGAGGAGCUCAAGCGCGCUUUCGCCGUGACAUCGGCUGGUAUUGAGGGCGGAAAGAACCUCGCCGAGAGUGCUCAAGAUCUCGAGAGAACACGCAAGGCUAUCAACAUUCAAUUGGCGGAAUUCGAUGGUGUAAAGAAGUCGUUAAUGCGGGACUUGCAGAACCGAUGUGAAAAGGUUGUCGAAUUGGAGAUCCAGCUCGAUGAGAUCAAGGAGCAAUAUAACAAUGUCAUCCGAAAUAGCAACAGCAAGGCCCAACAGAAGAAGAUGGCCUUCCUUGAACGUAACCUCGAACAGCUGACAUUGGUUCAAAAACAACUCGUCGACCAGAAUUCCGCUUUGAAGAAGGAGGCAGGUAUUGCCGAGCGGAAGCUACUUGCUCGAAACGAGCGCAUUCAGAAUUUGGAGGCUCUUCUUCAGGACGCAGAUAGGAGAUUAUCUGUUCAGAAUCAGAAAUUCGAAGCGCAACUCCAAGCAGUCAAGGAGCGGCUAGAUCAAGCACGAGCAUCCAAAGCGGCCACGGCAUCGCCGUUGAACUUUGGUCGUAUCGCUAAGCCUCUACGGGGUGGUGGAGGAAGUGUACCUGCAGGCAGCCCAAUUGCAACAGCCGUUCCGUCGGCCAAUCCUUUGGCCAGAUUGCAGAACGAGGAAGGAGGGUGA
Messenger RNA from Coprinopsis cinerea okayama7#130, 2868 nucleotides. RefSeq names its product kinesin heavy chain. Gene Ontology annotation, molecular function: ATP binding; microtubule motor activity; microtubule binding. Gene Ontology annotation, biological process: microtubule-based movement. The transcript has 16 exons. The coding region runs from base 1 to 2868 and encodes 955 amino acids. Lineage: Eukaryota; Fungi; Basidiomycota; Agaricomycetes; Agaricales; Psathyrellaceae. The record is from RefSeq and is a predicted model, not a curated record.